This is a messenger RNA of Melanaphis sacchari, 1275 nucleotides long. RefSeq lists its product as uncharacterized. The record is from RefSeq and is a predicted model, not a curated record. Lineage: Eukaryota; Metazoa; Arthropoda; Insecta; Hemiptera; Aphididae. Bases 428 to 1222 code for a protein of 264 amino acids. The transcript is spliced from 6 exons.
ACGUCAUUGCUACACAUUUGAGAUAGACACGGUGAUCAACAAAAUAUAUCACAAAAUACUUACGACCGCGAGUCUUGUCGAAUACGUUCGUCCAUUAUCGUUAUUACUGUUAUUAUUAAUUAUUUCGCUUUUAUUCUACUCUCACUGAUUAACUGGAACACUGCCAUUGAAUUCCAUCAACCGACGUCCAACGGAUAUUUAAUGUUUCUAGUGUCGCUCUCGACUGGAUUUCGGAUGACGUUUUGUCUUGUCUGCUGGACAUCAUCAACGGUAACAGCUGCUAAUUGUUGUCGACAGCGAAGUCGAUAAGUCGAAGAAUACGACGACGGUGGUUCGAGCAUUUCGUCGCCAUUGCCGCGAAUCGCGUCUCGCACUUUAUCCUCCACUGCCACAAGCUCCCGUACGUCUGUCAACGGACCCGGCCGAUAUGUUUAAACGUGGACUCCCGUCUCCCGACCCGAUGGUCAGCAAUCAGGCUACCGCCAGUACCAGGCCGACUCCACCGUCGCCGAUCUGUAACGGUGGACUGCAAUUCGGCGUCCAACAACCGUCUAGCUACUCCUCUUUCACGCCUGACUAUCAACAUUUCCCGUACACGUUUUCGUCCAUCACGCCACCUGCGUACAGCUGGGCCAACACCAACAGCACGCAUGUCAUGAAGUUUACUGGAUCGUGUAAUUCGCUGUCUUUGGACACGUCCUCAUACCAUCCUAACAAUUUUGGGUCUGUGCCAAAGCGCAAAAUCGAUUUGGAUGCCGAAAUUGCACAGCCACCCAAAAUGCGUAUCACCGAAGAAAAAGUGUCUGCUAGUUUACGAGACAUGCACAUUAGCAGUGAAUUCAAACCUCAUAAUUACUGUGUCAACAGUUCCGUCAGUGAAAUGGAUCUGGAGAAUCCUAACCCUACAGAGGCUUUAAACAUUCCUGAAACUGCUAAAACAGAUUCUCCAACCACAUUAGUCAUGUGUGAAGAAUUGCGUAAACUUCACAAAAUUGACUCUAUCAUACCUCAACCGCUGCUCAAUGUAGAAAGACCAACCAACGCAGUUGUAGUAUGGACUAAAAAGCCUUUAAUGGAGUUUGUUAAUUCAUUUCCUAACUACCAGGAACCCAAAUCAACUGUCGUGAUAACCGAGAUCAUUGACGAAGAUGAAAACAGCAAAGACAUGUUGGUCGAAGAAAAUAAUUGUGUCGCCUUUGAAGAUGUUAACAUGGAGCUUUGAUGGGACUUCGAUCUGUCGAUCUGUGUUGGGACCUCAUGGUAGGCGAGUUAACU